Molecule: messenger RNA, 291 nt
Organism: Schistosoma haematobium
Lineage: Eukaryota; Metazoa; Platyhelminthes; Trematoda; Strigeidida; Schistosomatidae
Exons: 2
Coding region: 1-291 (96 amino acids)
Source: RefSeq, a predicted model, not a curated record
AUGCAUUGCAGCUAUUCACAAUGGAUAAGCAGAUUGGGAUUGCCAGAGCAGACAUUCUCACAAAACUACUGGUUGAAUUCAGUCAAAACGAAAUCUGAUUGCCUCACUGAAUGCCGAUCUCAUCCACAGUGUAAUCUAUACACAUAUCAAAUUCUCGAACCGAAAUGGUGCAAUCUGUAUUCUGAACUGAUUGAAAACGCUACGAUAAAGAUCAUCAAUUCAACUGAGCAUAUGACUGGAGGAAGAGUGUGUUGUUGUAAGUUGAAAUCAUGUUUAUCAUGGUCAUAUUAA